AUGGGUCUCAAUCGAGGACCAAUCGGACCCUGGGUCGUGCGAGACAUCUGUCUUACCGCUCAAGCUAUCCUUGCCGGCAUAGUUGUCGAACUAGAAGACUCUGAACUCGCCAGAUGGGCUUUGAGAUUGCGACUUUGGGGGACAGAGCUUUUCGGAGCGGACAGUGUCGAGCAAGAUGAGGUUGUCGAAACCAUUCCCGCAAGCACAACUCACCGUCCUAUUCCUAGUCUGGUGGAGAUGCUGUCUGACCUUCUACCCGCCCUGAGGGCUGCUAAUCGAGCGCGCUGUGUCGGCCAAGGUGAUGGAUCACUCUCGUAUAAUGAGCAAUAUUUCGCCAAUGCAAAUGGACAGCUCAACGAUGCAGAUGAGAUACUGAAAAAGGUUGACGAGGCUGCCAAGGAGAAGGAGGGGCCUACCUACACUCUGAGGCUCCAACAGGAAAGAGAGUGCCUGGAACGCGUCCACCUGGACUGCAAGAGCGGAAGGGAUAUUGAUGGAGAAGUCUUGAAGGAGAUACCAUGGGAACAGAUCGAGCUUGACGUGAACCUUUCUUUGUUCCUUGCCAGGAGCAACGACGCCGCACUUCGCCUCAAGAGACCGAAAUUCAAGAACAAAGUCCGAAGGGAGGAUCAUCAGGACAGAGAGCGCGCUGAGAUUCUCAUCUCCAUCCUGCGCGACACAGACAGAGGUUUGAAGGACCUCUUGCACGGAAAUGGUCAGAUAGUGAAAGGCUCCGAGUCACCACCCAGGCAUAUCUUGCGUUAUUUAUUGAUACCUCGAGGUUUCCGGGCUAGUAAUCUCAGAUCGCUUGCGUCCUCACCUGCAGAGGAUGAUGAGGAUUCAACUGGUGCGGGAGAAAAAGGAGACAUUGGGAUAGCGAAGGCCAUCGUCGAGUCUUCAGACCUCUUCCAUCUGGCGUUCCGCAUCAUAUAUUGGUAG
This is a messenger RNA of Letharia lupina, 939 nucleotides long. RefSeq lists its product as uncharacterized. The record is from RefSeq and is a predicted model, not a curated record. Bases 1 to 939 code for a protein of 312 amino acids. NCBI's taxonomy places the organism in Eukaryota, Fungi, Ascomycota, Lecanoromycetes, Lecanorales, Parmeliaceae. The transcript is spliced from 3 exons.